Linepithema humile (Argentine ant) is the source of this 2484-nucleotide messenger RNA. Its product is annotated as carboxypeptidase D. Gene Ontology annotation, molecular function: zinc ion binding; metallocarboxypeptidase activity. The record is from RefSeq and is a predicted model, not a curated record. NCBI's taxonomy places the organism in Eukaryota, Metazoa, Arthropoda, Insecta, Hymenoptera, Formicidae. Gene Ontology annotation, biological process: peptide metabolic process; protein processing.
GCUGUCUCCUAGCUGGUACACAUUGUGCCAGUGGUUGGUCUACAACAGCCAGAGCAGACAGCCAGAUACCAGCGACGGAGGAAGUGGGUUUCAUUAGUAGUGGUGGUGGCGUCAGCGACGGUGGUGGUGCUUGAUGCCUGGUGCUGGUGCUGGUUGCUGCUGGUGGUGGUAGUAGUGAGUGCACGGCAUAUUUCGCUUCUCUUUGUAAGUUCACAGUAUCACACAUCUCGCCGCUGCUCUCACGGGCGAGCUACACCUUCCUUCCUACGUUCGGACGUGCCGCGCGGACCUCGUUCUCACUGCCGUUCCUCUUCUUCUUUUUUUCUUCUUUUUUUCUCUUCCGAUUCACUUCCGCAAAUGCCGUCCGUUGACUUGUCCGCUAUCCGUGUGCCAACGAAAAGUGCGCGCUGUUGAACGCCGGCCGCGUAAACGACACAUAAAAACGCGGCGUCGAGACGAAAAGCCGGAGAGCAUAAAAAAAAUAAACAAAUAAAUAAAAACUUGUGCCAAUUGUCGCUCACGUACACUGCCCUGGAUCGCUUUCACGGAUAGUUCUACGUACGCGCGAACGCGGAAGGUCGCACGCGUACGGUCGCUCCGGAGUUGGUGUGAUUGACAACUUUUUUUAACGUUCAUCGCUGUCACGUUCAUAUGACCAGAAUGUAUCGCGUGCUAUUUUUUCUCAUCUCUAUUUAUGGGAGUAUCCGCGGAAUGCAAUUCCCCAACAAAGGAGACGUGCCUCGUCAAUAUCAUCCGCGUUAUUUAAUGUACGAGGAGCCGUACAACAUUGAGUUUAAGUAUCACAAUUACGAGCAGAUGAGCCGCUUUCUUCGCGCGACAUCUCUUCGAUUUCAAAAUCUGACGGCUUUGUACUCGAUAGGAAAGUCGGUGAAAGGUCGCGAUUUAUGGGUGAUGGUAGUAUCAUCGUCGCCUUACGAGCACAUGAUCGGGAAGCCCGAUGUAAAGUAUAUCGCUAACAUACACGGAAACGAAGCUGUGGGACGCGAAUUAAUGCUACAUCUCAUUCAUUUUCUCGUGACAUCAUAUGGAUCAGAUGCAUAUAUUACAUGGUUAUUGGAUAAUACAAGGAUUCAUAUUUUGCCAUCAAUGAAUCCUGAUGGCUUUGAAGUUUCUAAAGAAGGACGCUGCGAUGGCGGUCAAGGCAGGUAUAACGCGCGUGGCUUUGACCUGAAUCGAAACUUCCCCGACUACUUUAAGCAAAACAAUAAAAAAAGUCAGCCGGAGACCGAGGCUGUUAAGGAAUGGGUCUCGAAGAUUCAAUUCGUGCUGUCGGGCAGUCUGCACGGCGGUGCGCUUGUAGCCAGCUACCCCUUCGACAAUACUCCAAAUUCGCGAAUAUGUCGAUCAGCGCCACUAUGUGCAGUGUUUCAGAGUUUUACGUCGACGCCGAGUAUCUCGCCGGAUGAUGACGUAUUCCAACACUUGUCGUUGACGUACUCUCGAAACCACGGAUCCAUGUAUCAGGGAUUACCGUGCUCGCCGUCGCAGCCCGCAUUUAAGCGCGGUAUCACUAACGGUGCUGAGUGGUACCCGCUUACCGGUGGCAUGCAGGACUUCAACUACGUAUGGAACGGAUGUAUGGAAAUCACCUUGGAACUUUCUUGCUGCAAAUAUCCGCCGGCUUCAGAUCUACCGCACUACUGGGAGGAGAAUAGAGCGUCACUGAUCAAGUUUCUGUCAGAAGCUCACAGAGGUAUUCAUGGUUUUGUUGUCGAUGAAAACGGUAAUCCUAUUGAGAGAGCAUCCGUUAAAGUGAAAUCACGAGAUGUUAGUUUUUCGACGACUAAAUACGGCGAAUUUUGGAGAAUCUUGUUGCCUGGCAUUUAUAAAUUAGAGGUAUUCUCGAACGGAUAUGUACCUCGUGAAGUGGAAUUUAUGGUAGUCGAGCAACACCCGACGCUCCUCAAUGUUACACUUUACUCGUUGAAAAGGCAGUACGAUGAAGAAAACGGAUCUAUUUUAUUUAACGGAAACACCGGCGGAAGGCCAUACCCGCAUCGAGAGCACACGUUACAUUACCGACCACAAUCGGGAGUCAAUACCGCGGCCGAUGCCAACAGCGGUAUCUUCUCGUCUAUCAGUAACGGAUUUAACACCUUUGUGAGCAAUCUCUUUGGAUAAUCUCGUUGCGCGCGGAUAUUUAAUCAUUUAUUCUAUAUUAUCGUGUAAAAUAGAGGAAAUCGAGUAAAUGGUAAGUUUAGUCUAUCUAUACUUUGGAAAUGUUGGUGCAAACAGAUGUUGAUUCAAUUAAUGGGCAAAAUACUGCCAGACAAUAUCUCAUAGUGUGAACUAUCGCAUGUUAAGUUUGAUUUAAUCCCUAUGAAGUAUUUAUAUAGUCGCCAAAAAUAUAUAUUAAGACGUACUUUUUAUUGUAUUUAUAAAAACAGAAACGGAGACUAUUUUUAUUGUACGCAGUCAGCAAUACAUAAUGUAAUAUAGUACCUGGUAUCUGCAGUACCUAAA